Messenger RNA from Rhodofomes roseus, 2109 nucleotides. RefSeq names its product outer membrane protein Iml2/Tetratricopeptide repeat protein 39. The record is from RefSeq and is a predicted model, not a curated record. Bases 52 to 2109 code for a protein of 685 amino acids. Gene Ontology annotation, molecular function: protein binding. Lineage: Eukaryota; Fungi; Basidiomycota; Agaricomycetes; Polyporales; Fomitopsidaceae. The transcript is spliced from 17 exons. Gene Ontology annotation, cellular component: cytosol; mitochondrial outer membrane; nucleus.
GUGGCUGAUGCGCGUCCGGCCGCCCACCCUGCCAUCUCUCUCCCGACCACCAUGGCCUCCGCAGACGACGGCACCCAGCAGCAGCUCACCGACGCCACCCGCGGCUUCGACGACCUCUUCCAGAACGAGCUCGACAAUGCCCGCAAGAUAUUCGUAGACUCGGACAGCCCCUUCCACCAGCUCGGCCUCGGUGUGUGCGCCUUUCUCGAGGCCGCACUCGGCAUGGAGACAGCGCUCCUCGCCGAAGCCCAGCGCUGUCUCUCGCUCUCGGAGGCAGGCUCCAAGAAGCAGCUCAAGGCAUCCAAGUACGCGAAGCGCACCACCCAAUUCCCUCCGGGCACAGAAUGGGAACUGCUCAACUCCGACGCCGUCAUCCUCCUUGGUCUGAACCAUGCCCUCAGUGAGUCCUACAUGGGGUACCUGCAAUGUCUGUACUCCCUCAACAGUGCCCACUCCAAGUUCACAAAACUCUACAAGACCGUCUACCCGCACGGGCUCGACGCCUACGCGACGCCCGCCACGUCGCCCCCGCGGAGCAACACGCCCUCCGUCGCAUCCUCCGCGGCGUCGUCCACGCUGAGCGUCGCGAGCACCAGCACCACCACGCCCUCGGCGCCCGCGAGCAUCCUCUCCCGGCGCUCCGGCUUCUUCAGCCGGUUUACGGGCGGCGCGAGCGCGUCGACGCCGUCGAGCCUCAGCCCGAGCAUGACGUCGCUCUCCCUCGAGACCCGCGUCCACGCCGAGCGCGGCUCCGUCGACGAGCUCAUCCUCUCGGGGACUGCAUUCGGAUAUGGGCUGUUCAACCUUGUUUUCUCCCUGCUACCCGCCAAGAUCCGAGGAGUGGUGGGCUUCCUCGGGUUCACGAGCGAUCGCAAGCUCGCUCUCCAAGCGCUCGCCGUCUCCGCGAACCACACCGACGUCCAUGGUGUCUUCGCCGGGCUGGCGCUUAUGACGUACCACGGCGUCGUCCUCCUGCUCUCGGGGUACCAGGUGGAUGAACAGCACAUCCUCCGACAGUACGGUGCGAUCGUGGACAAGCUCUCAUCCAGGUAUCCCGAAGGCUCGCUGUGGAUCCUCAAUAGGGCGAAGAUCCUACGGAUGUCCUAUGACACCCAGGGUGCGAUCAAGGUCCUCCAGGACGGGCUCAAGCCCGAGCGUCCGCAUACUUUUGCCCAGGCUGACGGUCUUUUGAUCUUCGAGCUGGCGUGGACGUUGCUCUCGCAGCGGCGCUACCAAGAGGCGGCGGACACGUUCAUCGACAUGACCAAGGUCAAUAGCUGGAGUCAUGGGACGUACUACUUUAUCGCUGCUGGCUGCCAUGUAUCGUUAGGUAACCUCGACAAGGCGAAGGAGCUGCUUGAGCAGAUCCCCGCCUUGCUGGACAAGAAGAAGAUUGGCGGGAAGGAUCUGCCUACGGAGGUGUUCAUCAAGAAGAAGCUGGCUUUCUACAAGGAAAAGGCAGCACGGCUCAUGGGAUCGGAGGACGACUACGUAUCGGUCAUGAAGAUCAGUCCUGCAGAGGAGCUCGCAAUCUUCUGGAACACGCACUCACGGAUCCCGCAUGACAUCGCGCUCGCGCACAUCACCGAGCUCAGCGCAUUCACGCCCCCGCCGACCAUCCCGAGUCCCCUCAUCCCCUCGGCCACAGCGGCCACGCCGUCUACAGCGACAACGGCGCUGCCCACGUCCGCGCCCCCCGACCUCGACACGCCCGACGAGCUCGCGAUCCGCGCGCUCCUCCUCGGGAUCACGCACCGCACCGCAGGCUCGUACGGCCCCGCCCGCGCGUUCCUCGCCGACGCGCACGCGCAGCACGCACAGGUGAAGGUGAGCACGUGGGUCGCGGGCGUCGCGCUCUUCGAGCUCGCGGUGCUCGCGCUCAAGGAGGCGCAGGCGCGCACGGAGGGCGAGGAGCUGGGCGAGGCGGAGAAGCGGGGCGUCUGGGAGGGCGCGAUGAAGGAGGCGGAGGGAGGGCUCGAGAAGGCGCUUGCGCUUGCGACGCAGCAGGUCGACCUGAGCUCGAGGCUGGAUAGCCGGAUCGCGAUGCUGAGGGAUGAGAUCGCGUUGAAGAGGGAGAUGCUGGCUGCUAACGCCGCCGCGAGUGCAUAG